Molecule: messenger RNA, 2150 nt
Organism: Astyanax mexicanus (Mexican tetra)
Lineage: Eukaryota; Metazoa; Chordata; Actinopteri; Characiformes; Acestrorhamphidae
Gene: mgll
Product: monoglyceride lipase
Exons: 9
Coding region: 304-1212 (302 amino acids)
Cellular component (GO): membrane
Molecular function (GO): lipase activity
Source: RefSeq, a predicted model, not a curated record
UUCUCCACCUACAGGCGCGAGAGCAGCAUCUGUGCGCGCGAGCGAGCGGAGCCCGAGCAGCACGCGAGACCCCCAUAUAUACUCGCACGCGCGCGCGCCGAGCGCCAACUGAGCACGAGCUUACCGGACUGAGUGCUGUGUGUCCAGUGGUCAGUAGUCCGGCUCUGUGGUCAGGAGCUGCUGCCGGACAAUACACUCUCUCGAGUGGUCUGCGUGCUGGUGGCCGCCGCCUCGUGCUGGUUGAGCGGCACCGCUCGCGCUCUGCUCCGCUUGCUGCUGCCGCACGCGCCGCUGGCUGCCCGCAUGCCGGAGGAGGAGGCGGGGGGCGGCUCGUGGAGCCCGCAGGGGGUUCCGUACCGCGACCUGCCGCACAUCGUCUCCGCCGACGGGCUGCACCUGUUCUGCCGCUACUGGGAGCCGGAGGCUCCGCCCAGGGCCCUGGUGUUUAUUGCACAUGGAGCUGGGGAACACUGUGGAAUGUACACUGACGUCGCUCACACACUCGUGCAGAAGGGCCUGUACGUGUUCGCCCACGACCACGUGGGGCACGGGCAGAGUGAAGGAGAGAGGAUGAAUAUUAAAAACUUCCAGAUUUAUAUCAGAGACGCUCUGCAGCACAUCGACCUCAUCAGAGCGCGUCACCCCAGCCUCCCCGUCUUCAUCCUCGGACACUCCAUGGGUGGUGCUAUCUCCAUUCUGGCAGCGUGUGAGAGACCGCAGGAUUUUGUGGGUGUGGUUCUGAUCGGCCCAUUGAUCCAGAUGAACCCUGAGUCUGCUACACCUUUUAAGGUGUUCCUGGCGAAAGUCCUCAGCCAUAUGAUUCCCAGUCUCACUCUCGGAGCCAUCGACCCAAAAUCCGUCUCACGGGACCCCAAACAGGUGGAAGCGUAUGAAGCAGAUGAGCUGAAUUAUCACGGAGGGAUGCGCGUGUCGUUCGGUAUGCAGCUCAUGACCGCAGCCAAUCGUAUCGAGAGAGAGCUGCCCAACAUCACCUGGCCUUUCUACAUCCUGCACGGAGACGCUGACAAGCUGUGCGACAUCGGAGGAUCUCACCUGAUGUUCAACCAGGCGAAGAGCACCGAUAAAAAACUCAAGGUGUAUGAAGGAGCAUACCACGCCCUCCACCACGACCUGCCGGAGACGGCCGAGUCCGUCCUACAGGAAGUGAGCAGCUGGAUCGUGGAGCGUCUUCCCGCCCCCUCCGGACCCUAGCCGUCAAUCCCCCUUCUGACCACGCCCCCACGAUCAGGCCACACCCCUUAGACAAUUUUCUCCUUUCUCUCAUCUCCUCACAUCGACUUCUUCUUCCAGCUGAACUCCAGCCAGACUCCGUUAUACCCAUUAUAUACCUGGCGUGCGGAGUUACGAGGUCAGCGCCAUCUGAUCUCCCGCACCCCGGGUCAGGGCUUUGAUCUUUCUGCUUUAGAGAGCUCUGUGAUUGGCUAAUGUGUCAAGCUUCUCUGUUUUGUUCUCUCCUCCACGCUGCCGGCACGGCGGGGGGGUGGCAGCUCGCGUUAGUGUAGCGCGGCAGCCGGCAGGAGGAACAUAAUGAGCCCGGCUGCCCCCGGCACCAGCCUGCCCUUUGUACGUUGCCGGGUAACGGAACACAGCUGCCCUUUGUUCUUUUCUUUGAUGUUGUGUUCUCGUUAGUCAGAGCCGAUGCGCUGCACUCCAGCGCCCCCGCUGGGCGAGAGCGGUACUGCGGUACUGCGGCCUGCGCUCGCUGCAGUUACCAGGCAACACUGCGAAAUAACUGCGCCUUUAUGAGGAAAAAUAAUGAAAUAAUGGUAAACGAGGGUGUCAUGGUAACAGACUGGGAGAGGACUGGGAAUGAAGAGGAGAAUGGCUUCCCAGUGAUGAUGUUAACUGGGCGGAGAGAGAGAGAGAAAGAGAGAGAGAUAAGUGAUAGAGUAUAGAGAGAAAGAGAGAGAGGGGGCAGUUUGGGCAGAGUGGCUGCAUGAGGAACGCCCUCCAGCACUCAUCAGUCACAGGAUUUAACACACACACACACACACACACACACACACACACACACUUGACCACAUGGCUAAAGGGUAAGACCCAGUGGGCUGGUCUCAUCAGUCACAGAGAUUUAAUACACACACUCACUUAUGUGCAUGUGUGUGUAUGUGUGUGUGUGUGUGUGUGUG